This is a messenger RNA of Neltuma alba, 1750 nucleotides long. RefSeq names its product serine/threonine-protein kinase SAPK3-like. Gene Ontology annotation, biological process: protein phosphorylation. Gene Ontology annotation, molecular function: protein serine/threonine kinase activity; ATP binding. Lineage: Eukaryota; Viridiplantae; Streptophyta; Magnoliopsida; Fabales; Fabaceae. The coding region runs from base 428 to 1447 and encodes 339 amino acids. The transcript has 10 exons. The record is from RefSeq and is a predicted model, not a curated record.
UGUGUCAUUGCAAGCGACUCUUUGAAGUUAACCCCUGUAGCAAACGUGUUCCUCAAUCCUCCCAUUCCUAUUUGUUUGUCAUGGAGAGAAAAAGAAAAAGCUCGCUGCGAUUCUGAUUCUGCUUAUGAGAUCUUUUCGCAAUUAAUUCCUUCGUUGCUUGGGAGUUUGCCCCUAAUUUUGUGCGAUUCAUCUGUUUCUUGUGUAACAAUUUUUGUUAGUGUGAGCAGAUAUUAGCUCCCUCUUCUGCAACAACCUGCUACGUAUAUUGCAUAUAUUAUAACAAGUAACAAGACACAGUACAAUCGGCUGGAAUAUAUAUAUAUAUAUAUAUAUAUAUAUAUAUAUUCUAACUUGUUCUUUACGUUCUAAAGGCGUUUGCUGAUUUUCUAAAAGUGUGCGAUCUUCGGAGAAACUUGUGACGGCCGACAUGGAGGAACGGUAUGAGCCACUGAAAGAACUUGGUUCUGGGAAUUUCGGAGUGGCCAGGUUGGUGAGAGACAAGAUCACGAAGGAACUUGUUGCUGUCAAGUACAUAGAAAGAGGGAAAAAGAUUGACGAGAAAGUUCAGAGGGAGAUCAUUAACCACCGAUCUUUAAGGCACCCAAAUAUUAUCAAGUUUAGAGAGGUCUUGCUGACCCCAACUCAUUUAGCUAUUGUCAUGGAGUAUGCUGCAGGCGGCGAACUCUUUGAGAGGAUAUGCAGUGCGGGUCGAUUCAGUGAAGACGAGGCAAGAUUUUUCUUCCAGCAGCUAAUAUCUGGAGUUAGCUACUGUCACUCAAUGCAAAUUUGUCACAGAGAUUUGAAAUUGGAGAACACUCUCUUGGAUGGCAGUCCAACACCUCGACUGAAAAUAUGUGACUUCGGUUACUCCAAGUCUGCUAUACUGCACUCUCAACCGAAAUCUACUGUUGGAACACCUGCUUACAUUGCUCCGGAGGUUCUGUCCCGAAAGGAAUACGAUGGAAAGAUUGCGGAUGUUUGGUCAUGUGGUGUAACGCUUUAUGUCAUGUUAGUGGGAGGAUACCCAUUUGAAGAUCCUGAAGAUCCUAGGAAUUUCCGGAAGACAAUUGGAAGAAUAAUGAGUGUUCAGUACUCCAUUCCCGACUAUGUACGUGUCUCUGCGGAUUGCAGACAUCUUCUUUCUCGCAUCUUUGUCGCCGACCCCGCCAAAAGGAUAACGAUCCCAGAGAUAAAACAACACCCUUGGUUUUUGAAGAACCUGCCUAAAGAGAUGAAUGAAACAGAGAAAAAAGUCAACGAGGAAGCAGAGAAAGAUCAUCCGAGCCAGAGUGUUGAAGAAAUACUGCGAAUCGUACAAGAGGCAAGGAUACCGGGGAAAGAAUCAAAGGGCGGUGGGCAAGUUGGUGGAGGAGGAUCAUUGGACGGUGAGGAUGAUGAUGAAGAAUCGGAACUUGAUGUUAGUGGUGACUAUGCUACGACAACAUAGUCACGAAUAUCAGAUUGUGCAGUAUAUUAUGUUCGAGUACAUAUCAAGCCUUGUUCGUAGAUUGGGGUUCGUGUUUAUUAUCUGAAUAAUGUAUUAGAUUCCUUACUGUAAAAAGGCUUGAUUGUCUGUUCUUUUCACAAACAACAAACCACAAAGCUGCAAAGGUUGUAAAUUUUUUUUUUUUGGGGGUCCAAGAAAGGGCUUAACCUUGUUAAGAUGGCGUCGGAUUUAUCAUUUAUUACCUGCUAUCUUGUGGUGUUUACUACAAUUACAGAAACGAAUGAAGAAAACCAGCUUCAAUCC